AUGACAUCGCGCUUCCAUCGGGCUCUAAAUGCUCGCCAGGUAUUGGAGGUGCCUAUGGACGAUGUCCGUUUUAUCUCCUUCAAUGCUCAAAUACGCUCAAUCGGAACACAAAAUCUCAAUGGUUGCACAGCUGUUGGGCUUUUCAGUCCUGCUGGAGCAAUUAUGACCCAUAUUCCCCCCAACCCAGAUCCCAGACUGGGGAUUGCGAAUUUGCGUCGCUUGAUGGGGCAAUUCAUCUUGCUCUAUCAUCAACAUCUUGCCGAAUUUCCUAGCGAUGUGACGUCAAUUGUGGUCGGUGGCACCUACAGAGGUACAAUGGCACUGGAGGAUCACUUGACAGAAAUACGCAGCAUACUCAGCAGGGAGGGCAUCAGUCCUGGAUUCAGAUCUUACAGCGUGAGCUAG
This is a messenger RNA of Penicillium vulpinum, 405 nucleotides long. RefSeq lists its product as uncharacterized. The coding region runs from base 1 to 405 and encodes 134 amino acids. Lineage: Eukaryota; Fungi; Ascomycota; Eurotiomycetes; Eurotiales; Aspergillaceae. The record is from RefSeq and is a predicted model, not a curated record. The transcript has a single exon.